Molecule: messenger RNA, 3539 nt
Organism: Oryza sativa Japonica Group (Japanese rice)
Lineage: Eukaryota; Viridiplantae; Streptophyta; Magnoliopsida; Poales; Poaceae
Product: protein ENHANCED DISEASE RESISTANCE 4
Biological process (GO): regulation of defense response to fungus
Source: RefSeq, a predicted model, not a curated record
AAUCGUAGUAGUAGGAGCAACGUGUGUGUGAUGAACUACCUAUCCUUUGCGUGCAAAAAAACAAGUAAACAAACAAAAGAAUCCGAAAUGGUCGCCCACCACCACUGCGCCGUCUGCGUCAGCGUGCCUCGUCGCAGUCGCAGGCAGCACAAAAGACGACCGCCGCAGCAGCCGCGAGCCGCGGGAAAAGCUGAGCAGUGCAGACCGCGGGAGAUGGGACGAUGGCCUUCGCCGCCUCGUGACCACCUCGAUUUAUUUCGCAACCACCCUUCCUCUUCGCUUCGUUUUCUUCUCCUCGACCCGCCAAACAGCAGCCCGCUCUUUUGAUCUUUUCCUCCCUCUCUUCUUCUCCCUCCGAACCACGAGUCGCCGCCAAUGGCCUCCUGACAAGGCCUCGUCUCGGUUCUCUGCUCGUGGUUGGGGGCUUCUUGGCGUUCUUGAUUUUUUGGUUUGGGUGCCUUGGUGCUCGUUCUUGAGGCGUUCGUUUUCCCUUGGUUUGAUGCGGCGGCGGUGGUGAGGGUGGGAGCAGCCGCAGGUCGGGAAUGGAAGGGGACGAGGGCGCGGCGGCGGCGGCGAGGAUAAGGCUAGUGCGGUGCCCCAAGUGCGACAAGUUCUUGCCGGAGCUCCCCGCCUACUCCGUCUACGUCUGCGGCGGCUGCGGCGCCGCUCUCCAAGCAAAGAAGAAGUACUCAGCCCAAGGUUCUGAUAACUCUGAUAAUGGACAUGUGAAGUACCUUGAGGUACUAGAGAGUGUUGCGGAGGCGCCUGAAGCAAUGGAUGGUGCUACCGCUGAUGGUAGAUCUAUACCCAAUAGAAUUUCAGCUUUGCACAGUAGAUCAGUUUACAACCAUGAAGACAAUCGAAUGGCAAGAGGUCCAAGUACUUCAACAGGUGAAGCUACUAUUAGAAACGAUGGUAGGGAGGCAAAGUACAUGCGCAUCCGUAAUGUGGAAAAUGCUGACAUGAUGAAAUCAGUAAGAGGAAGAGGUAUAUCUGACAUAUCUCCGAGGUCUCCAAUCGAUGGAAUUCCACCCACCUCUUACCAAGCGGAAAGCCUUGUCAACUACCAAUUACAGUCAAAAUACAGAUUCUCCAACAGGGAGCAUGCCAAUGAUAGGGACUUGGAUGGUCCAAGCAGAGUUAGGGGCCUUGAGAAAGAUCGUGCUGAGCUCUUGAAGAUGCUUGAUGAGUUGAGAGACCAGGUGCAGCAAUCAUGUGAGGUUACUGAUGCACCAAGUAGAAGUGCUACAACUAAUAGACCUGCAGAUGCCUCAAGUUCACAUGGUGCGCAUGAUCAGCCAAAUCAGCUGAGGCAUGAUCCAUCUGUAUUGCAUUGGAAUGGUUCUCAUCACUCGCCAUCCUUGAAUGUGCAAAGUCCUAAUAUCCCACAAGUCCAUGCUCCAUUGCCUACUCGACAGAAUCUUCAUGGAUAUGCAGAGCCCAUCCCGCAUGCGAGAGCCUCUAGCUAUCAUGCUGGUGCUGGUUACCCCUGCAGAAAUGUUGAUAAUUUCUUCUUUGGACAUCAUGAUCCUGACCCUUUGCUCUCAUGUCACCAUGAAGGCUUGUACCAUCAGCCCGUCUGUUCUUGCUUCAAUUGUUACCACCGAGAGUUUUUGCCUGUACAGGGAACUCCCCUUGGUUUUACUGAUCAAAGGGCACCAUACCUUAUGAACAGUUAUGGAGCAUAUCCUGUAGAGGGUCCCCUAUAUGGUCAGCAGAGAUACACUUCAAGAGGUACUAAUACUUCUUUACAGAGGAAUCACCUGAGGACCAAUGUAAGGAAGAAACCGGCACAAACUUGUGAGCCGAUUGCAGGUGGUGCCCCUUUCACCAUAUGCUACAAUUGCUAUGAAGUGCUGCGAAUACCAAUGAAACAUUCUUUGUUGGGAAAGGAGUAUAAGCUGAUGUGUGGAUCAUGCUCACAUGCAAUUCUAGUCAACCUUGAUGGAAGCAGGCUCAAUGUUUCAGAACCUGCGCCCGGUAUAAAUUUAUCUGCUGCACUGCAAAAUGGUAUUGGUGAUAGCAUGAGAAACAAUGGGCAUGCUAAUGCUGAUGAGAGGUUGCUUCCACAAUAUUGUUUUUCUAAUGGAAGUCAUGAAUCUCAAGAAAAAGAUCUAGAAUCAAAUUCAAGUGAAUCAGAUAGCAAACACACUCCUCUAGGGACUGAUUCUGAAAAUACUCCCCAGUCCAGGGAUCUUCCUUCUGAAGCCAAUGUAAUUUCCCAUGUACCAAGUUUACCGCAUCAUGAUCGUUGUGGAUUCUCACCAUCGGAAGAUUCUGGAAAGGGAAGUAGAAGUACCCAUUCUGAACAUGAAAAGGCUAUCCUAUUUACUGAAAGUUGCAAACGGAACUCAAUUAAAGAUGUAUGUGUAGCCAAUGAGACACAGUCUCCAGUCGAUGAGUUUGAUGAUACUUUAUAUGCACAAGAUAUGCUAAAUUUGCCACAAAAUGUUGGCCAUACUAGGUCUACAAAGGCAGGCGAUUCAUUUCUAACCAAUCUCAUUAAAAGGAGCUUCAAAAUGAACAAUGGAACACGCAAUGGAAGAGCAAGGAUUUUUGUUAAUGGCUUUCCUAUCUCUGACCGUGCAGUCAGGAAGGCUGAGAAGCUAGCUGGAGAAAUCUGUCCUGGUGAUUACUGGUAUGAUUAUCGUGCUGGGUUCUGGGGUGUUAUGGGGCGACCCUGCCUUGGCAUGAUACCUCCUUAUAUUCCAGAGUUCAAUUAUCCUAUGCCCAAGAACUGUGGUGGUGGAAACACCGGCAUAUUUAUUAAUGGGAGAGAACUUCAUCAGAAGGAUUUGGAUCUACUUGUGUCUCGAGGACUGUCUGAUUCCCCUGGCAGAUCUUAUAUAGUUGAAAAUUCUGGGAAAGUUUCAGAUGAAGUUUCUGGUGAAGAGCUUUAUGGCCUUGGCAAGCUUGCACCGACUGUGGAGAAAAUGAGGCGCGGAUUUGGCAUGCGAGUCCCAAGAAUCAUCCAGUGACAAACUGACGGGUCAAUACAAUACAUUCACAAGCUCUGGAGAUGCUAAGGGACAAGCCAAUGCCAUAGCUCAUAGCUGCAGCUCACACAAGUCACAACAGGGUGACUUGAGUUUUCCAAGAAUACUGUUUCUAGUUUAGCUCGUGAAUCUAGUUAUCGUCCUCCUUUCUUGUUGCCUGAUUGUGCUGCCCCUUCAGAUGUCAUAUGGAGGCAUUCUUGUAGUUUUCUAGUGUAUUUGUGAUUUCUUUUCGACCUGGUACAAUGAUUUUAGGGGGGGGGGGGGGAGGAGGGAGGUAGUCAAUUGAAUUUGUUUGGUUUGCAUUCUAACAUGUAUUAUGCACCUUCGAAGAAUGAUGUUGAAAUGCAUGACAAAACGCAUCAAAAUGAGCUCAAUUAGAAGGUACAGGAAGGAGUUGCUGGGGAUGGUUUGAACUAAACUUGCUGCCUUAUCUUUUUUUCUUAUUUCUUUUUUUUUUGCAAGAGUAACAAUCUCUUGAUUCUGAGCAUGACUAUAUUUAAGGUACACUAUUGUAUGUUUGACGAAGUAUUUGACACAUUGCUA